AUGGCCAAGACGCUAGAAUUUGGAGAGAACCAUGUCUGUCUUCAAACGCAAGAGUAUGCCCUAUGGGCCCUGCCACUGAAGCUUCCUCGGAGUUCAAAGUUUCAGAACUAUUCAAAGACCAAUCUUGAGAAAGGGAUAUCGAGAAAGUCGAACGGCUAUUCCCCUUACUUCGCAGAGAUAUACUGGUUGAAUCACCAACCAGGUUCCUACUCAGUAAAGACAGGUUAUUAUGCAGCUCUCGAGAAUCACCUUUCCUCAGUCUUAGAGACUCUAACACCGGCCCAAAACUGGAUAGAAGACGUAUGGAAACUACCUAUAGCUCCUAAGUUGAAAUUACUAAUUUGGAAGAUUAAGCAUGGAGGAAUCCCAAUCGGAGAUAUACUGAUGAGAAGACAUAUCCUACCUAACGCAAAGUGCAUUCAUUGUGACGGAUCUGAAUCGAUUCUACAUCUAUUUCAAUGUCCUUUUGCACAAAAAGUAUGGGAAUUGGUACCUGUUUUAGGCGGAUUUGAUCCACUGCCUCUGAGCUCCUUCAAUGAUUGUUGGAAGUUGGCAUUGAAAGCCAUUACACUCUCACCUACCGGACUUUAUAACUUCCCUUUGGCCACAUGGAUAAUCGCACCAAUCUGGACAACAAGGAAUUUCAAAACCUUUCAACAUCACCACACCCAAGAGGUUAUGACGAAAGCGAUUACAGAUGCUAAGGAGCGGAAAUUGGCUCAAGCAAGAGAGAUACCUCCUAAUCAAAAUCCAUCCCGGGGCCAGCAAUCCUCGGUUACCGAGGUGAUUGGUAGGUCAGAUGCAGCUUGGAAUAAGGAACACAUGGCAGAUGGAGUGGCGUGGAGCUUCUCCGAUAAUCGAAAUGAGAGACUUUACUCUCACAGUGACUCUAUGGCGUACGUAAGCUCGUCUCUCGUGGCAGAAGGACUAGUAGUACAAUCGGCGAUGGAACAUGCAAUCGCCUUGCAGCUAAGGAAGGUGAUAUUUGAAUCGGACUCUCUACAGUUAGUGUCAGCAAUUGUUGAUCGACUCCCCAUCUCUGAUCUCCAUGCAAUCCUUGCCGGUAUCAAUCUUUUAUCUGCUCAAUUUGAUUUGGCUUCCUUUCAUUAUGUCAAUCGAUCCUCUCUCUGUUUUGAGGAUGGUCUUGCAAAACAAGCUCUCCGAGCUUUUGUAAUGAACCCAUUUUUAAGUUAA
Messenger RNA from Brassica oleracea var. oleracea, 1194 nucleotides. RefSeq lists its product as uncharacterized. The transcript has a single exon. NCBI's taxonomy places the organism in Eukaryota, Viridiplantae, Streptophyta, Magnoliopsida, Brassicales, Brassicaceae. The record is from RefSeq and is a predicted model, not a curated record. Gene Ontology annotation, molecular function: nucleic acid binding; RNA-DNA hybrid ribonuclease activity. The coding region runs from base 1 to 1194 and encodes 397 amino acids.